AUGUCUUACAACAAGGCCGACAAGGACCACGGCGAGGCUCCUAAGAGCCACAAGAUCCGCAUCACCCUCACGUCCCGCAAGGUCAACAUCCUCGAGAAGGUCUGCACCGAGAUCCUCGAUCGUGCCAAGAGCAAGGACCUGCGUGUCAAGGGACCUGUCCGUCUGCCCACCCAGACGCUCAAGAUCACGACCCGCAAGACCCCUUGCGGUGAGGGUUCCAAGACGUGGGAUUGCUUCGAGAUGCGUAUCCACAAGCGCCUCAUCGACCUCAACGCCCCUACCGAGGUCGUCAAGCAGAUCAUCGUCAAUAUCGAUGCUGGUGUCGAGGUUGAGGUCACCAUCGCUGCUUAA
This is a messenger RNA of Drechmeria coniospora, 351 nucleotides long. Its product is annotated as putative 40s ribosomal protein s20. Gene Ontology annotation, cellular component: cytosolic small ribosomal subunit; ribosome. Gene Ontology annotation, biological process: translation. The coding region runs from base 1 to 351 and encodes 116 amino acids. The transcript is spliced from 3 exons. Gene Ontology annotation, molecular function: structural constituent of ribosome; RNA binding. The record is from RefSeq and is a predicted model, not a curated record. NCBI's taxonomy places the organism in Eukaryota, Fungi, Ascomycota, Sordariomycetes, Hypocreales, Ophiocordycipitaceae.